AUGUCGUCCCAAGCCAGCCAUCUCCCCACCCUAGACCAUCUUGUCGUCCUCGUGUCUUACAACACUCUGGAGAGCUUAACCAGCCGCCUUAAAGAUUUAUUCACAGUCGCCCCGGGUGGUAAACACUCCAACGGGCUUACGUCGAACAAACUAGUCCUCUUCCAAGACGGGGUCUACAUUGAAUUCAUCGCCUUUUACGACAACAUCGACCCCGAAAAACGUCGAAGCCAUCGCUGGGGAAACCUCCGCGAGAAUAGCAUCAUCGAUUGGGCAUUCACAUAUCCCCCCAACAAUGACUUCAAUGCGGUCAGAGACCGCGUCGCAAGUACAAAUACACAGAUAUCAUACGAGGAGCCAGCGGAAUGGAGUCGAGAGAGAGAUGAUGGCGUGAUUCUCGAGUGGACACUUAGCACGGCAAAUGGGCCACCCGAUAGCCCGAUCUCACCAGGCCAGCUACCAUUUUGGUGCCUCGAUACAACGCCCAGGUCGCUGCGUGUUCCUUAUAAAGAGUCGCCUCGGUUGGCUCAACACCCAUCGGGCGUCCAAGGUGUUGCUUCGCUAGAACUGGCUGCCGACUCUGGUGAUAUCGACCGUCUGACAAAGGUAUACGAAGCCUUGUCUGUCCCAACAGCACCAGGUGGUCGAACUUGGAGUUACAGUGUGCCCGAGGGCCAACAAGCUGGUACUAUCUCUUUGGGGGACACUCUCGGGGAGUGGUCAAUUACUUUGACGUUGAGUGGAAUCGACUCCAGGCAGAUUGAGCCAUUGCCUGGACUUGUGUUUGAAAUUAAGGAGUAA
Penicillium waksmanii is the source of this 798-nucleotide messenger RNA. Its product is annotated as VOC family protein. The transcript has a single exon. The record is from RefSeq and is a predicted model, not a curated record. The coding region runs from base 1 to 798 and encodes 265 amino acids. Lineage: Eukaryota; Fungi; Ascomycota; Eurotiomycetes; Eurotiales; Aspergillaceae.